CAUACGCCCCACUCCUUUUGCCCCCUUCAAAACCUCCCCUCUUUUUUUACCUCUCCUCUCUCAGACCGUAAUCUCAAUUCCAAUAUCUCCCAAUCCCAAUCGCAAUCGCCAUCGCCGACCGCUCGCUCUUCUUACGAUCUAGCAAUCCCCGCUUCGUUUCAGGUAAUUUCCGCUUCCUGCAUCGUCUCCCUCGCUUUUUUCCGUUCCUGCGAUCAAUCGGUUGAUUCAACCCGAGCUCAUUUCCCGGUAAUCUAGACUUAAUCUGCUCUGAAGAUAGAUGCGUGGAGAGUCGAACCUUCGUUUUAAGCUUGACUUCGUGGAGAAUUUUGCCUGAAAUUCCAUGAUCCGAGUUGUUGGUUCGCCGCCUGAUUUGGUGUUUUUUUUUUUGUUCGGGAGGUUUCUGGUUCUGCUUUGAUUAGUUCCAGUUCAUCGCUUUAUAUCCGGUCUUGUCAAGCUCAACCGUUUCUGUUAAUCUUAAUUGUUUCUUGUCGAUUUGGUCCGUCGAUGGGUUAGUUGUAGUUGGUGAGGUUGGAAGCCGCACUAGUAGAACGCGUGCUUUUUCAUCAGAAUCUGAGUGAAUUUAGCUCGAAUUUGAAGCUUUAAUGGGAUGAUGAUUGGUAGAGACAGUGGUGUCUCGGCAUUUGAUUUGCUUGGUUGUUGUUCCUUUCUUACUGUUUGCUUCUGGUUGUUGGAAAAAAGUUCGUCAGGUACCAUGUCUUUCAUGAGGAACUAUCAUUCAGAAGGUGGAACAAUACUCGAUGAUCGUGCAACCACGUUUAGUAGGGGAAGUUAUGAUUGGAGUGCGUAUCUGAACUCGGGUCGGAACGAUAAUCAUGAUUAUCGGAGGAGGUAUCAGGAUUUCUAUGAUUUCUCUGGGAAACUGAGGAGCCAUAUUGGUGACAGUGGCAAGUACAACAACCCUCCUCCUAGCGGUGCAACAUCUCUAAAGAGGAGAAAGAUCAGCUCUAGUAUGUGGCGGGAUGGUGACGGGCAUAAUUAUCUGCAGCUCAACACAUUUGAGGACUGUGGGAGAGACUACCAGCACUCAAACUCAUAUGGAGAUGUUGCAAGGUAUCAAACACAGUCUAAUAACACGCACGGAGAUCGUCAGAGACAGUAUGUGCAACCUAAGAUGUAUAGAGAUGGCGGAAGAUGCCUUCCAAGGGCUAAUAGUUUGUAUGAAGCUGCUGCACCUUUGACUCGUAUCAAUUCUCUCCCUGCACCUUUGAUGACCAAUACUGGGGCAUCUACUUCUACUAGCUGCAAACGUGACCGCUCCAAACUAGAAGAAGAGGAACCACUCUUUUUGUCAAGAGACGAGAUUGAACGAUGCUCUCCGUCGAGGAAAGAUGGUAUUGAUGCUCAACAUGAAGCACAUUUGCGUUACUCUUAUUGUGCCUUCCUUCAGAAUCUUGGCUCGCGACUUGAUCUGCCACAAACAACUACUGGCACCGCCAUGGUGUUGUGCCACCGCUUUUUUAUUCGCCGGUCACAUGCUUGCCACGACCGAUUUUUAAUUGCUACCGCUGCCCUUUUUCUUGCUGCAAAGACAGAGGAGACGCCACGCCCAUUGAAUGAUGUAUUGAGAUCAUCCUGUGAGAUUUUACAUAAGCAGAACAUCAGUCUAUUGUCAUACGUACUGCCCAUUGACUGGUUUGAGCAGUACCGGGAACAAAUCUUUGAUGCUGAACAAAUGAUAUUGACUACCCUCAAUUUUGAGCUAAAUGUGCAGCAUCCUUAUGCUCCACUCACAUCAGUCCUUGACAAGCUAGGCCUGGCACAGACUCUUUUGGUGAAUAUGGCCUUAAACUUGGUUAAUGAAGGGCUUAGGAGUUCAUUGUGGCUUCAGUUCAAGCCGCAUCAGAUUGCCGGUGGUGCAGCCUACCUUGCUGCCAAGUUUCUAAACAUGGAUCUCCCUUCUUACCAGAACGUAUGGCAGGAGUUCCAUACACCUCCCACCGUUCUUCAAGAUGUAGCACAACAACUGAUGGAGCUCUUUUAGACUCGCAGCAGAGUUGCUGCUAUUAUUUUCAUCUGAGGGCAAGACCAUAGAUUCUAUGGCUAUACGAGCUUGAUUGAGUUCACAUAUCCGCGUUUGGUUUCUCGAUGGAAGCAAACUCGGAAAGACCACGAUGCUGUUUGAGAGAUGGGCGAGCCAUUACCCUGGCUCUCCGUAUGCUUGGGUUUGAGAUAGGGUUAGCCCCUUCAGUUUACACGGUAAAAAAAUAUAUGAACCCCUUUAGUCUCGUCGCGUGAUGCUCUAGGGUAUAGCAUUAUAGAAUAGGGUCGGAUGUUUAGCAGCCAUAUUAUAAUGGGGCUUAUUGUGGGAAUGGAGUUCAGUACUACUUGUGCGACGGGCAAUUCUUGUAGAAAGGGCCUGGAAAGUGUUGCGGUUUGUUGAAGAGAAUGCAAUGGUAAUUGACCGGAAGGUUGAAUUGGUUUCCGGCAGUCUUGUGUGAAAAGGUUGCCUUCGUGGGUUUGAUUCCUCAUAACCACUCUAGCUUUCUCGAUCUCUGUUUACUUUUCACUCUUCGACAGUCUUGUGUUAAGUAGUUGGAAAGUUGGUCGUGUAUUCGAAUUUGAGAAUA
This is a messenger RNA of Linum trigynum, 2588 nucleotides long. The record is from the annotation of a GenBank genome assembly. Lineage: Eukaryota; Viridiplantae; Streptophyta; Magnoliopsida; Malpighiales; Linaceae.